AUGCAUUCUAGUAAGCAUGACACUUCUUAACUUUUUAGAGAAGACUAAGAGUAGCCUUAUUACAGUGAAAGUGAUGGUGAUGAAUUAAACAAAUAAGUCUAACUAUAAUAACAAGAUGAAGUUUUAAAUAGCUCUGAACAAUCUAAACUUAAAUCUAUAACUGUAUAUCUAGGUAAUAGAUAUGGUUAGGAUUUAAACGCAAAAAUUUUAUGGAUAAAAAAUAAAUUUGGAGAUUUUAAUAUCUAAAAAAGAUAUUUUGAAAACCUAGAUGAAUUCUUUAAUAAUCUUGCUUUUCAAUCCUAACUUAAAAGUUUUAUCAGUAAAAUGAGUAAAGAAAAAAGCGAAACAAGGUAAUUUUAUGAGAAGGUUUUUCUUCAGUAUAUAGAAAACUGCAAUCAUCUAUCUGCUAAAGAAAAAGAAAAUAUAAAAUAAGACACAAAUGAAAAAUACCAUCACUUUAAAUAUGACAAGGAAGAUUUUAAGCAACAAUUAAAAGAAAAAUAUGAAAAGUUAUAUUAACUUGCAAAAAAAUCAUUCAAGGAAAAGAGACAACUCAAGCAAGGAACACAGAAGCAGCAGCCUACACAAGGAAAUCAAAGUAAAAAUAUGAAUUUUAAUCAUUCAUAUAUCCACAUAAAUAACUCAAAUCAGAAAAAUAUGAAUCAAAAUUUAUCUGAGUAUGAUUACUAACAAAAAAAAAUAAAGCUAGAUGAAAAAAUCUAAAGCAAUAAUAAUACAUAAUAAAUGAAAGAAAGGAAUACUAGUACUGAUUUAAUGUAAAAAACUACUGAAAAACAGCAGAUAAUAGUCUUAAAAAGCGAAUAGAUAAAAAAGCUAGAGACAAAAUUACAAUCAAUGACAGCUCUUAGAAAAAAAUUACAAAAUGAGUACAACAAAAUUAAAAAAUAGUGUAUUGAAUUAUGUGAGUCUUUUAAAUCUUUAGACACUGAGAAUUUGGAGAAUCUUAGAGUAACUUAGCUGAGCUUUGAUAAUGCUUUACAUUAGUAUUAACAAAAAUAUAAAUAACCUCUUAACUUUUAGAAGCCACCAUCGUAUUAAAACAAUCAAAUUGCUUAUUAAUAGCAAUAUCCAAUUCUUAAAAACUAAUAAGCUUUCAAGCCUAUUUGA
Messenger RNA from Tetrahymena thermophila SB210, 1128 nucleotides. RefSeq lists its product as hypothetical. The transcript is spliced from 2 exons. Lineage: Eukaryota; Ciliophora; Oligohymenophorea; Hymenostomatida; Tetrahymenidae. The record is from RefSeq and is a predicted model, not a curated record.